UAAAUAAGGGCCUCUCUUCCUCUCAGUUCUCAUCAUCCAGAGAGCUAAUCCUGUGUCAAGACUGAAACAGAGUCGAGGGAUAUACUAAACAGAGGAUGAAGAUGAGAAUGGCUCACGAGGGAAGGCAUCAUCAUGGUCCACAUCUUCGUCAUGAGAUGGGUAAUGGAGGCGGGCAUGGUCCCCGCGCAGGAGGACCUCUCCUUGGGCAUGGUCUCGGAGGGCAUGGGUUUCGUGGACAUGGGCAUCAUCUGAGGGGUGUUGUUGGACAUGGGGGUCAUGGUCAUGGUCAUGGACAUGGGCAUCAUCUGAUGGGUCUUUUAGUCCAUUCGGGUCAUGGACACGGACACGGACACGGGCAUCAUAUGAGGGGUCUUUUAGUCCAUGGGCAUGGAUUUUUCAAACAUGGUCAUCAUGGUCAUUGCCAUGGUCACAGUCAUGGUCACAAAGGGAGGCGCCAUGCGCAUGGCCGGUGCGGGAAGCGUCAUACCUGUGCGGGUCAACUGGUACCGGAACAGGAACAGCAACAGGAACAAGAAGAGGAACAGGAAGUCGCGGCUGCGACGCCCGCUCCGAUAACCGAGCAACUCGGUACUCUCGCUCUGACUGCAGACUAGAGAGGACGCUUGGAGUUGGGGCUUGGACAAUAACGACGCCGUGUCAGCAACAAUGUGUCCUGGGGAUUUCGUGUUUUUGGUUCCUUCCCAAUAAACAGUACCAGUUUUAUCCUUUUGGGUUUAUUUGGCUGGAUGAUCAGAUUCAGCGGUUGAAGUGUUGUGGGGGUUAGUGGAAGUUUCUUUGUACCGUUCGUGUACCAAUAUUAUGCAAUGGUACACUACAAAUUAGUGAGAUGAUAUCGACCUUUUGAGGCGUCGGAGCAAA
Molecule: messenger RNA, 879 nt
Organism: Syzygium oleosum
Lineage: Eukaryota; Viridiplantae; Streptophyta; Magnoliopsida; Myrtales; Myrtaceae
Exons: 1
Coding region: 96-614 (172 amino acids)
Source: RefSeq, a predicted model, not a curated record